AUUCAGUAAGGUCGCUGUUGACAGGAGCACAGAGGAGCAGAGGGUGAAAAUGCAGAGUCUGUCUGUACAAGCACUGACCCUGCGCCAGCUGGGCAAACUCAACUCGCUCUACACCCUGGCACCGUGGAACGGCCCCAGGUUAGCACUGCGUUGCCCACGCGCUCUGCAUGCCCGUCAGCUCUGUGGGUCCACAGCUCCAUUCUUUCACCGUUCAUCAACACUUCUGAAGUCUCGAGAUGCUGUUCGGGGUUUAACCUAUCAACAAAUACAGUUUAAAAGCUCUAAAAGGAAAAAAGGCAGAGCUGGAGGUGCUCAGGAGGACCAGGACGAGGAGGGAGAUGCUGAGGAGGAUCCCGAGGCCAGUGACUAUGAGGAUGAACUACAGGAAGAUCCCAGUCUGCCUAAAGACUAUAAAGACUAUGAAAAGGCCGUGCAGUCACUACGAUUUGACCUGGUUUUGAAAGCCGGCCUAGACAUCGCUAGACAUAAAAUUGAGGACGCGUUCUAUGACCACAAGCUGCGACUCAACGGACAGAAACUCAUCAAGAAGAGCAGAACUGUCAAGGUAGGAGACACACUAGACAUCGUGAUUGCAGAGGACAAGGAGAAGGACACUGUCACGUUGAAGAGAGUCAUAUUUAAAAAGACUUUGAGAGAAACAAGUGAUGGGGACAAGUACAAAGUUCUCCUGAGAAGCUGGAAACAUCUGCAGCUACCCAGACGUGAUGCCUUCAAAGAAUGACAAUGAUUCUAAUGAACUUGAAUGGAAAAGUGUGAAAGGAGAUUGUUUACUAUAAAGGAAGAUGGUCAGUUUUUCUAAUACAACUGCCUGACUUUGUCACACCACCACAGCUUAUUCAGAUUGGAUCAGUUUAUGAGGGGUGUCGGUGUGAGGGUUUUUUUUUUUUUUGUUUCUACAAAGCCUGUUUGCAUCACAUGCGGUCACAUGACCACACUCCAUAUGCAACACAAUAUGCUGGUGUUUUAAUCUCACUCUUCUAAACGGCUGCAUUGGAAUGGUUUGACAAGCUUAUAGUCAGGUGUCCACAUACCUUUGGCCAUAUAGUGUACAUGCCUCCAACACGUGUAUGUAAACGUUUAACCUCAACUAUAGUUAUGCUUGUUUGUAAUAAAGUAAAUACAAUUCUAUCACAGAGUAACAAAAUCCAGCCCUCUGUGGGAGGAAAAGUUUUGGCACCCCUGGCAUCAGUCCUAUGUUUAGAUCCAUUUGUAUCCAGAACAGCUCGGUGAAUUUCCUGCUUUAAUAAAACAACUAACCCAGGUGGGAUAAA
Trichomycterus rosablanca is the source of this 1292-nucleotide messenger RNA. RefSeq names its product mitochondrial transcription rescue factor 1 (gene mtres1). The coding region runs from base 50 to 742 and encodes 230 amino acids. Gene Ontology annotation, biological process: regulation of mitochondrial transcription. Gene Ontology annotation, molecular function: RNA binding. The record is from RefSeq and is a predicted model, not a curated record. NCBI's taxonomy places the organism in Eukaryota, Metazoa, Chordata, Actinopteri, Siluriformes, Trichomycteridae. Gene Ontology annotation, cellular component: mitochondrion. The transcript is spliced from 4 exons.